GCUCAGUUCCUGCCUAUUACAGAGAAGUGUACGAAGCCGUCUGCUGCAGGAAUGAUGAAAAGGUUCAGGUAGAGGUUUUUCACAGGUUGCUCGAAAAGACCAAUCUCCCAAAGGCAGUUCAAGCCCAGAAUGUAGUCUGGCAGUGACGUCACAAUCAAGAUGGCGUCAGUUCAGAAAACUCGCUGGGGCCGCGUGUCGAAAUUAAGUCAAAAUCACCACUUCAUAUUACUCCUAUGUGUAUCUAUGACAGCACAAUGACAAAAAUGUUGUAUUAAUAAAGGGGACCUAUUAUUCCUCUUUUCUGACCUAUAAAUGUUGUUAGUGUGAAACGAUGCCAGGCCGUUCAGGCCGCAUUUGGAAGUGAGACCUGAAAGCAGUUUUGGACAACUCAUUUUUCAUUUUUUAACACUGAGUUCCAUUGACCUGAAUGCAACCCGGACUGCCUUAUAUGGGCAUACCCAGGUAAACGCUGUAGGUCUGCCCUCCCUCGCUCUGCUUCGCUCUGCUCUGUGUACCGUGUUAGCACGUAUGGCUCCCAGGAAGUGUUUGUCCGAGUGUGCCUGAAGAGGCAAGCGUCAGGCAGAAGUGGUUGGAGUUGCUGAUUCCCGGCCAGCAAGAGAUAUGCUCAUCUGUCAACGGCAUUUCACACGGGACUGUUUUGUGAACAUGGGCCUAUACGAAGCUGGACUAUCCGCCAAACUGUGCCUUUCCAACGUUAUUUGGUCGUGUUGAAGAGUCAGGAGAGCAAGCUGUAAGUAGCAAUUUAUCAGUGUCAUAACUGUUUAUUUUGCGUAAGUAAUCGGACAAAAGGGUUUCAGCUAGUGGCGGUACUAGCUUGAAUGACCGUUAUAGGUGGCCGUUAUGGACAGGUUGGCGGCCAUUUUGAAUUUGUGCGCGCACAUAUUAACAUGUCUGUGAUUAGUUGUUUGUUGUGUUUGCAGAUACAUAUAAUUAUACUGUUACAUGUUGACCAGUAGAGGGCACUGUGGGACUGCGGUUAAAAGUUGUAAAGAACAACGAGGCUUGUUAUUCUACACCACCCACAGAACAAAGCUGUGCUACUAUAUAUACGGCAGAGUGUCAUUACAGCUUUAGUUCAUCAGGAAGUGACGGGAAGUUGCAGUGCGACGUCACGAGCAGGGGAGCUAGGCUCAGUGCUAGCUGUGAGUGUCGAGAGAGUUGGGAAGUGUGUGGAUCUUGGCGUGGAUGUAAAGUCCUGCAGUGUUCUUCGCUGUUAAUAAAGCGAUUAAAGUGCAUCGGCGACGUGAGUCCCCACAACAGGCAGCAUUACAGUAUUGACCAGUGCACAUUGUCUCACACCAGGAAAUAAACGGUGUCACUGUCUGCAACAAGCUCCAAAGAAGACGGCUUUUUUUUAUGUGGAACAACUGACAGUUUGUGUGGAUCUUGUGAAUGAUUGUGACUGAGCUACGACUCAGUAAUUAAAGUCUACACGCGACGGCUUCAUUGAUUAAAAAACAAAACUUUUUCGUGCAUGAAGCUUCUGCUUGAGUCGGUAUUUUGGCCGCUAUAUGUGGUCAGAUAUUGACCAAGGGAUACAAAAUGGGUGGCAGCUGGCCGCAUUAGACAGGUGACCGCAAUACACAGGGUCUAUAACAUGAAAAUUUUCUGCGGGGGAUCUUUCAGUGGCCGUUAUAUACAGGUGGCCGCUAAGACAGGUUUGACUGUAUCGCCAAUUAAAUAUGUUUUAUUUUUUAACAAAUACUGUAGUAAUUUACAUUUUUUUACCUUGUACUGUAAUUAACCGGAGGACUGAGGCCCAGCGGUACCCGCCCCCUCGCUACUCCUUUGGUUUGAUCCACAUCACGUGGUGGAUGAGCAGCAGUUCGUACGAGUUGCGAGUUGCUACUAGCCUUGUAGAGGGCGCCCAUGUGCCACACAUAUGCGCUGACUUAAUGAGGAUAUGAUAAGGGCUGAACAUUAGUAAAUAGGAUUUUUUGUUCUUUCGCCCCUCGCGGCGCCCCCUGGAGAAUGUCGCCAUUUGGCCCCUAGCUAGAACCGCCACUGGGUUCGGCAUCUGUCCGGAAGUCCUCGGGAGCUUUUGGUAGUGUGACCAAUCACAGCGGAGUGGGCUCGUCGGGAGGCUUACCUGGAGGAGGGCAGGGGGUGGAGUAAAUUACACCGACCAUUUGCGCGGGAGACAGGAAACACUGCAGGAAGAGGUGCAGAGUCUGGAAGAUCUAGAAAGCUUUCUGUGCGGGUUAUCGUGUGUAGCUGCUCUAUAGGAGUCCAGAACUCAAUACAAAAGGCCCGAAAAUUAGUAUUCUAGGUCCCGUUUAAGUGAGUACUUUCAUCUUGUUACUUUUUUUGGUGUCAUGAGCACUUUAAGUAAAAGUGGGUCGCCUCACUGAAAAUAAGCUGUCAAAUGACAGCGCUAAUGAUGAUUGUCAUGACAUCACCGAUGUUGUUUAUACACAUUUUUUAUAACUUUCAUAUGGCAAUGAUUGUAGCCCUGAUCUGAUGACAUGUUUGGUAACUGCUUGACAUGCAUGAUACAUAUGUAACACGGUUGAGGAAUUGUACAUUUAGUAGAAAAUAGAAGAUACCCACAGAAAUGCGCCCCCUUGCUAAGGUACGCUGCCGUUGUUGGUUGUAGAUGGAAAUACUGUCCUGAUUGUUGUUUAAGCGUUGAACAAUGUUUAGACUGAUUGGAUUUUAGGUUGAAAAUCUACUGGAGUUGAGUAGAUAUAAUCAAGUUUUGUUUUUGAGGUGUAUUUUUCCAGUUCACCUUUUUAGUAAUGGUAGUAUCAGUAUUACAGAUGCAGGUCACAAUUCAGAGGAAUUUCAUGCUUUGUGUCCAGUGUGCACUUCCUAGGACAAAGGAAUGUCAGCCACAGUUGUAUUUAGAUUUUGUACUGAGGGGACGGUGACAUGCUGUCUUGUCUCUCUGUCCUCCUUCAGAUAGUCGAGCAUGUGGACUCCACCAGUGGAUUCCUGAGCAAGCUGUCCCUCUAUAAAAUGCUCGCUUUAAUUGCCAUCGCUCAGCAGGGAAAGAAGCUCAGUCCCAAAGUCCUGGAAAACUACAUACAAGAGCUACCGAAGCCUCAGCUGGGUGAGCCGAAAGAGUUGUGCGCUCUUAGGAUGCAGCCCGUCAAGGAGGAUGUGUUGACGCUGACGCAGACGCUGGACCAGCUGAUGGGCAGAGACUGCAUCCAGGUGGAGCUCAUACCGGAGAAGAAGGGCCUGUUCCUCAAACAUGUGGAGUACCAGGUGAACAGCAAGCGUUACAAAACAUCAGUUUAUCGACGCUACAGCGAUUUUGACGUCUUCCACGAGGUUUUGCUGCAGCGUUUCCCCUACAGAGUGGUGCCAGCGCUUCCUCCUAAAAGAAUGUUAAAAGGAGUCCUGACCUCCGUUUCCGAGCGCGAGUUCAUUGAGGGGAGGCGACGUGCGCUGUGCAGAUUCAUCAACCUGGUGGCGAAGCACCCCUUCUUCUCAGAGGAUGAGCUGGUCACGACCUUCCUCACCUUUGGCGGCUCUGAUGUCCAGUUUAGGCUGCGUGACAAUUACAAGAAAACGGGCGAUGAGUUCAUGACCAACAGGAUUGCGACUCAGGCAAAGGACUACCUCCCCACCGACAUCCAGACUCAGUUCUCCCAGAGCAGAGAGCUGAUCAAGAAUAUCUACAACAGCUUCUACAAGCUGCGGGAGCGAGCCGAGAAGAUGGCUGAGCGCUCCAAGGGGAACGCCAGUGACCUCCUUCUGUUUGGCAGGGAGCUCAGCUUGCUGGGCUCAGCAACGUCGUUUCUUCCACCGUUGGCCUCGUCACAGAGUACUUGGGGCCGACUGUGUCAGCCUCUAAAAAGUCUGUCAGCAGAGUUUGCAGUGCUCUCGCAUCACGCCGGGCAGCAGGCCAGACGGGAGCAGGACGAUGUUGUGGAAAGACUGAAUCUUUUCCUGGAUUUGCUCCAGUCGUACAGAGAUCUGUGCGAGCGCCAUGAGAAGGGCGUGCCCCAUGAGCAUCAGCGAGCGCUGCACAAGUACAGCGUGAUGAAGAAGCAGAUGCUGAGCACCACCGUGCAGCCCAGGGAACAGGCGUCGGUGGGGCAGCUUGAAUCGCGAAUUAUUCAGCAAGAGAACGCCAUUCAGACCAUGACGUUGCGUAACUACUUCUCACUGUUCUGCCUCCACCAAGAAACGCAGCUCAUUUUCACCUACCUGCCAAUCACCUCCCACAUCCUGGGAGCUUUUGUUAACUCCCAGGUGCAAGGACACAGAGAGAUGGGUGCAGUGUGGAACGAACUCCAGCCCAGGCUUGGCUGUCUCUUUGGCGAGCCCAACGAGAACGGAUUGAAACCCACCCUCAAGUAAAGAAGACGCGCAGGAAGGAAACGCGGCUGCUAAUGAACAUCACAAACUGGAAAAAAAACCUUCACGCUACCCUUCAGUGUUGGGUCUGACCACAUUUUGGCUGUUAAAUGAAAUCAACUUUUAUUGCCAACCAAGAGGGACAUUUGCUGUUUACUAUUUUUUUUUUUCACAAGGGACCAGUUAGCACAGCGGAAAUUCAAGCUUUUUGUUUAUGUUCAUAAGUUAUUGUGUAACAAGUGAGGAAAAAAAAAUCUUAAGACAAAAUGUUUAACUUUAUUAGGAAUGCUUUUGAUCACUCCAGUGUUUUGACUUGAGAAGGAUUUUUUGAUACAGUAUACAAAUCUGAUCAUAUUUGUUUAUAUACUAUUUCUUGGACCGUAGACAUCGGUAUCCUGCUGAGGUUAUACUGUUUCUAAUGACUCCCAGGUGUGUUUCAUAAGCUAAUUCCAAGUGCCUCAGCUCAGACUUGCAUAACAGAGUUACUGAAUGAACGGCACUUCUACGAGAACGCUAGCAUCGAUACUGUCACUGUAUGUGCAAUAAGUUGUAUGAACCCGAUAAACACUAUUCUUGAUGUUGAGAAGAGAGAAGAGAAGAUAAAAGAACAACUUUGGUCACAAUUGCACAGCUUCCAUCCUCCACAAAUAUAUGCAAAUGAAUAAGCUUGAGUGAUACUUGCUGAAAAAUAAAUGCACAA
This is a messenger RNA of Dunckerocampus dactyliophorus (ringed pipefish), 5029 nucleotides long. It is a transcript of the gene snx8a, whose product is annotated as sorting nexin 8a. Gene Ontology annotation, molecular function: phosphatidylinositol binding. The transcript is spliced from 12 exons. The record is from RefSeq and is a predicted model, not a curated record. Gene Ontology annotation, biological process: retrograde transport, endosome to Golgi. The coding region runs from base 2893 to 4332 and encodes 479 amino acids. NCBI's taxonomy places the organism in Eukaryota, Metazoa, Chordata, Actinopteri, Syngnathiformes, Syngnathidae.